AGCUUUUUUUAUGGUAGUUCUCUUUUUAAUUUUGGUUCUCACACCGUUGUUAAGUGUAUCCUUAGACGGUAUACAGAAAUAUUCGAAAUAUUUCGUGAAAUCCGUGCGAUAUCUGAAUUUCUUUGGAAUUGCAGACAUAUUUUUAACAUUCUGUACCGGAGUGUACGUACACCAAACAAGAAAAGUGGUAUUGGACCCAAAAAUUGUGGCAAAGAAAUAUGUACUUGGGUAUUUCUUUGUGGAUUUGUUAUCGUCUUUUCCCUUUGGAAUGACCAAGGAAGCCGCUUUCAAAAAGUCCAGCUUAACAUAUCAGGUGCUUUCGUUUGCACCUUUUAUAAGAAUUCUCCGAGUCGCCAAUCUUAUGAAAUAUAUAGACAGAUUUCGAGAUUGGCGUCACCACAGUUAUUAUAAAGUCAAAGUUAUCAAAUUGUUCAUAAUUUUUGUGCUUCUCGUAAUGUGGAGUUCAAGUGUAAUGUACAGGGUGGCUUUUCACGGAAAAUCGAACUGGCUCCUGGAGGGUAAUAUAAUCCGAAAUUUGGCUUUGUCUAUAUUAAAGGCCGUGUACGAUUUGGUCCACGUCGGAAGUGAUAUUAACAAUUCCAACAAAGUUGGGGACAUAAUUGUCAGCAUAGUCUGUAUAAUUGUUGGAUUUGUGUUCAAUUUAUUCGUUGUCGGUAAGGGCAUGUAAAAUUACUUUUUAGAAAUAUAUGUGUACGUGUAAAUUUUUGAAACUUUCUUAUAAUUAUCACCGCGCGCUUUUGAGUGAUAGUCCAGGAUGCCUGGUACAUUUUUUCACUUGAUGGUCUUGUGGUAUUAACAAU
Agrilus planipennis (emerald ash borer) is the source of this 821-nucleotide messenger RNA. RefSeq names its product potassium channel KAT3-like. The record is from RefSeq and is a predicted model, not a curated record. The transcript is spliced from 3 exons. Lineage: Eukaryota; Metazoa; Arthropoda; Insecta; Coleoptera; Buprestidae. Bases 11 to 688 code for a protein of 225 amino acids.